Messenger RNA from Aspergillus puulaauensis, 1296 nucleotides. Its product is annotated as putative salicylate hydroxylase. NCBI's taxonomy places the organism in Eukaryota, Fungi, Ascomycota, Eurotiomycetes, Eurotiales, Aspergillaceae. The record is from RefSeq and is a predicted model, not a curated record. Bases 1 to 1296 code for a protein of 431 amino acids. Gene Ontology annotation, biological process: secondary metabolite biosynthetic process. The transcript has 5 exons. Gene Ontology annotation, molecular function: FAD binding; monooxygenase activity.
AUGAAAGUCAUCAUCGUAGGAGGCGGUCUCGGCGGCCUCGCAUGUGCAAUUGCAUGUCGGCGCGAGAAUCUCGACGUCGUCGUUCUCGAGCGCUCGUCUGACGCGCGCGAGAUCGGGGCCGGUAUCCAGAUCCCACCCAACGGGGGCAGAAUCAUAGAACAACUCGGCCUGUUACCAACAGUCCUCGAGAAGGGGAGUAUCGUGCAGCACGUUGAUUUUCGGAGAUAUCAUGAUGGAACGCUCCUCCGGUCGAUGCCGUUUGGGGAGGACAUUAUCGAGGAGUUUGGGGUGCCUUGGGUGAUCAUUCAUAGGGAAGAUUUUCAUCGCGUUUUAUUAGACGAAGCGACGCGUCUUGGGGCUGAGAUUCGGCUCGGCGCUGAAGUGACUGAUAUCGUCUUUGAGCAGCCAGAGGUCGUCCUGGCAGGGGGCGAAAGAGUUGCUGGGGAUGUAGUAAUUGGAGCUGACGGCCUGUAUUCUCGGGUUCGAGAUAUCGUACUCGGGACUCCAACGAAGCCAGAAGAAACAGGCGAUCUGGCAUACCGGGCGAUUUUCAAAAGGGAACAACUCGAAGCGUUGAACGAUCCAGACGUCAAUGAGCUCUGUCAAAAGGUUGCAGUGACCAGCUGGCUAGGUCCUGAUAAGCACAGCAUUUUCUACCCCGUUCGCGGAGGAAGCGAAUUCAACCUCGUUCUACUGCGACCAGAUAACCUAGAAAAAGGCGCGCGGAGGGUGCAGGGAGAUGUCGAGGAGAUGCGAGAGAGCUAUGCCGGGUGGGAUGAAACGCUGAGAAAGUUGAUAUCCUGUGUGCCUACGGUGACGACAUGGAAACUCACAUCUCUCUCAGAAUUACCUACGUGGACAAAGGGACCGGUUGCCCUCCUCGGCGACGCAUGCCAUCCGACCCUCCCAUAUCAAGCGCAGGGGGCCGCAAUGGCAGUUGAGGAUGGAUUCGCCAUUGGAAAGCUACUCGGGCUGAGCACAACCAUCGAAAAGUACACCAGCCGCGAUGAACCACCACAAGCUCAGCUUGCACAGAUACUCGACGUCUACGAGGCGAUCCGAAAAGCACGCACAACGCGGAAUGUACAAGGUGCCGCCAGGAACCGGAUGAUCUUCCAUAUUCCAGACGGUAUUGUGCAGGCUGUCCGAGACUUUGUUCUUGGCUACGCCGGGAUGACUAGGAAGAGUGAUUGGACGUUGUUGUUUUCAGCUAGGAUGCGCAGGACGCUCUAUCAUGAUCUAGCUGGGGAGUGUGAGAGGGAGUUUGAGUGCAGUAUCUCUAGACUGGGUCAAUAG